This is a messenger RNA of Salvelinus namaycush (lake trout), 1461 nucleotides long. Its product is annotated as major facilitator superfamily domain-containing protein 12-like. The coding region runs from base 1 to 1461 and encodes 486 amino acids. NCBI's taxonomy places the organism in Eukaryota, Metazoa, Chordata, Actinopteri, Salmoniformes, Salmonidae. Gene Ontology annotation, cellular component: membrane. Gene Ontology annotation, molecular function: symporter activity. The transcript is spliced from 10 exons. The record is from RefSeq and is a predicted model, not a curated record. Gene Ontology annotation, biological process: carbohydrate transport.
AUGUCUGACCAGUUGCUCUCUAAUGAGCGGUCUUUACCCCUCUUCAGGCGGUUGUGUUACGCAGCUGGUCACUUUUUGAACGACCUUUGCGCGUCAUUAUGGUUUACCUACCUAUUGGUCUACUACCAUUCCGUGCUUGGGUUCAAGAGCACAUAUGCAGGUGUAUUGCUGUUUAUAGGUCAAAUAGCGGACGGUGUCUCCACGCCCCUUGUCGGUAUCGAGUCGGAUCGAACAGCUGGAUGUGGAGCAUAUGGCAAAAGAAAAACUUGGCAUUUAGUCGGCACUAUCAGCGUACUUAUCUCCUUUCCCUUCAUAUUUAACCCGUGUCUGGGAUGUGGUGACAACACUCCACAGUGGGUGUGGCUCACCUAUUUCACCCCCUUCAUCAUCAUCUUCCAGUUUGGCUGGGCCGCCACCCAGAUCUCCCACCUGUCACUCAUCCCAGAGCUGGUGUCCAGUGAGCAUGCCAAGGUGGAGCUCACUGCCUACAGGUAUGCGUUCACGGUGGUGGCCAAUAUUACAGUGUAUGCUGUGGCCUUGUUACUCUUUCACUUCCAGGCCCAGCAGACUGGAGAUCCCUCUGUCACUGACAGCUUGGGCAUUGUUGACAUCCCCAUAUUCAGGGAUCUGUCCCUCAUUGUGCUGGGGAUCGGGGCAGUGUUUUCUUUCGUCUUCCACCUGGGUACCCGAGAGAGGGUUCCUCACAGGGAAGAGCCAGGCUCGCAGAAUGAUGAGAGUCAACCCCUGAUCUCCCCAACUUCCCAUAACACUAUACCCCAAUCUCUCCUCCAAUGGAAUCAUUGGCUGAAGGAGCCUUCAUUUUACCAGGUUGCUUUUCUGUACAUGUGCACCAGGUUGAUAGUCAACUUGUCCCAGACCUACGUUUCCAUGUAUCUCAUCAACUCCUUAUUGCUACCAAAGAACUUCAUUGCCACCGUUCCUUUAGUGAUGUAUGUCAGUGGGUUUGUGUGCUCUCUGGUCAUGAAGCCAAUCAGCAAGCUUGUAGGCAUUAGUAUGACUUAUUUGCUAGGCCUUGUGCUGAUCCUGGGGUUUUCCUCCUGGGUGUUGGUGGGCAUGAACAUAGGGAGGCUGAUCUAUGGAGCUGCUGUACUGCUGGGUGCAGGCUCUGCCACCAUCCUGGUCAUGUCGCUCUCCAUGACGGCCAAACUGAUUGGAGAACAGACGCAAAGUGGGGCCUUUGUGUACGGGGCGAUGAGCUUCACAGAUAAGGUGGCCAAUGGCAUUGGUGUCAUCAUAAUCCAGAGACUGCAUCCCUGCAAUUCACAAGACAGCUGUCCAGAAAGUGUGUGGUUCUAUCGAGAUGUCAUGGUGAUUGUGACCGGGGGUGUGGCCUUAGCAGCAGCAUUUUCCCUAUGCACCCUCCUCAUCUGGCCUAUUAGGAUCCGCCAACGUUUACCCAGUACUUCUGUCCAGAUGGAGGCAGAAGACAACAGAGAAUGA